This is a messenger RNA of Chondrus crispus (carragheen), 1725 nucleotides long. RefSeq lists its product as hypothetical. The record is from RefSeq and is a predicted model, not a curated record. Lineage: Eukaryota; Rhodophyta; Florideophyceae; Gigartinales; Gigartinaceae. The transcript has 4 exons. Bases 1 to 1344 code for a protein of 447 amino acids.
AUGAAGACCAGUCCGUUUUAUGCCGCACCUUCCCAGCAUCUCUUGCGGUGUCCUUUCACUGCCUGCUCAUUUCUUUCUCCCUUUACAGGCUUCGAGAAGAUGGCUAACCUGUGUACAGUCUUCAUUGUGUCCCCACUCUCAUCAUUCGCAAGCUUCAGUCCGCGUUACAACCAGGCUUCCGCCUUUCGAGGGCCGCAGAAUCAAGCUGUCUCCAAGCGACCACGGAGGCCCGUAAAAGCUGCAUUCACAAGAUGUUCGCAUGCCUCGGCAAUUCCUCCAGCACCCUCCAAAAGAAAUGCUCCGACCGGGUCGCCGCUGCACUCGCUAGAGACUGGCACAUGGUUUAAGCUAAUAUGCGGCGCAAGCUCGCACGAUGCCCCGUCAAUUCGAAACCUCUGUGCUGUCUACACGGCAGUGGGCGUAGACUGUAUUGACGUUGCCUGCGACCUUGCAAUAGUUCGAGCUGCGCGCAAAGGUAUUGCAGAAGGUAUUAUGCGCCGUCAGUCGUCACAUUCCCCUUUCCUGAUGGUGUCUGUCAAUGCCGGUACAGACCCACAUUUCCGCAAGGCGAGUUUCGCGCCAUCCGCAUGUCCACCAGAGUGUCGGAGACCCUGUGAGAAAGUUUGCCCAGCCGAUGCGAUAGAUCUGUCGGGGGUUAUAAUUGAUCUAUGCUACGGCUGUGGGCGCUGCGUUCCUGUUUGCCCCCCGGACAUUAUUCGCACGCUAGAGUAUCAACAUGAUCCACGCUUCGUCUCUGCUGUGCUGGAGGACGUGGAUGCAGUUGAGAUUCAUGUUGGACGUGGCCAAGAGGCGGAAUUCCGUGAGUUGUGGAUGCAAAUUGGAGAUGUGGCAUCUAGACUCAAGGUCGUAGCAGUAUCAUUGCCAGACCUCGGGGGUGAUGCAGCUUUGGCAGCUGGGUUGCAAUCGAUGUGGGACGUGAUGAAGACACACGUGUCCGACACAGGAAAUGGACCACGUUUAAUUUGGCAAGCCGAUGGGAGACCAAUGAGUGGGGAUAUAGGGCGGGGAACUGCCAAGGCAGCUGUCUUCUUGGGAAAGAGAGUUCGUGAAGCUUUGAACGUUGCUAGAAUCCCAGGAGAAGUGCAGCUCGCGGGCGGUACGAACGACGCAACCGUUCCUCUAAUGCAAGCAAAUGGACUGAGACGGGUUGGUCAUGCUACGACUAGUGAAAGCUUUGGUGGAAUUGCUGUGGGUGGGUAUGCUCGAAAGAUUCAGCAAGAAGCUUUGAAAGAUGUCUGUGGGUCUGACGGAAACUUGAGCUCGCAGGAUUUUGAAAAAGCAUACCAAGCUGCAAAGACGCUUGUUGAUGGAAUUAAAGCGUAGCAAGCGCAAGCUCUAAUAAGAUGAAGCUCCUCCCCGCACUAUGUUGCGGCACUCGGGAAGUGUGAGGAAAAGCUUCGCUGCCGCUCUUGGGAGAAUUUUAUUGAGCUGGUUGCAUUGAAUAUAAGUCAUCUGUCUGAAGUGAAAGAGGUGUCGCGCAGAUUGCCCCCGAGCCAAAUUUAUUUCCCCUUUUUUAAAGGUGUUGAUCCUCUAAUUAGCUUUUCAAUCGUUUGGCUGGAAACAAAAAGUUCGGCAUGCACUCGUACUUAUGCCGCACCCGACACAGUUGUCGCGGGUUGCCUGAUGUUUACCUUGUUCUCCCUACCGCCGUCGCGCGCUUGUGACUGAAUGGUGGCCGCAUUCUCUGGAAUAUCCUGAAUGCGG